AUGGAGGAGUACGGCUACGAUGGCUCGCAGCACGCUGCUCAAGACGACUCGCUCUUGGGCACUGGCUUGACGACGCGCCAUAUCGAGGCCUUUGGCCGCAAAGUGACGUCGACGGCCAACCACCUCAUGGGCCCUGCAGCCACCGCCGAUGCGCAUUAUCAAACCGCCCUGACGGAAAUCCAUCGAGAGCUGCGGCGGCCAACCGCCCAGCGACGGCUCUUCGCGCUGGCCCAGACAUCGCCAACCGACCUGGUGCGCUCCAAGCUGUCCACGGCCGAGAUCCAGUCGCGAGCGCUCUCGUCUCUCCCCGACGACCUCCUGGCAAACAUUCCCGCAGACAACAGCUCCUACUCCCUUUUCCAAGGCUUCCAGGCCACUCUCCCCGAACCCGAAUAUGACGAAAAAUCACACCGCAGACGGAGCUCCAAGCACCAGAAACUCCUCGACGGUACCGCGCCGACUAAAGCCCUGCCGUCGUCGAAAGGCGGGCUGCAAGCGGAGCGCUCCAAGCUGAAUCGCCGUCUGGACAUGAUGGGCGUUCGCAAGAACAUGUGCAGUGCAGAGAUUCACGAGAUUGACAGCAAAAUAGCAAACUUAAAUAAUAUGCGCAAGAUUGUUUUGGACCGACUAGCCGGACUGGAGCUAGACGAAGGGGAGUUGGAGACCAAAAUCGUCGAUUUGGAUACAAAAAUAGAAGACAUGGAGGACGAAGAGGAAAUGGUCACAGCACAGGCUACGCCAAAAUCAGAGGCAGAUGAGCCUUCCGACCCAGCUCUAGACGCUUCGUUCAUGUCGGAAUCAAUCUACCAGAAACUACCAUCACAUUCACCGCGCGGUCGAAAAAUGAGGUCGAUAAGGAAAAAAUCAAUGCCGAUUUUACACGAACACUUUGAGCCUGGCACUGCUAUCAAGGAGAUCCCAGCUCACAACGACAUAAUCACAGCCCUCGACUUUGACUACCCAUUUGGCACCAUGGUUAGCGCAGCUUUGGACGACACCGUCCGGGUGUGGGAUCUCCACGAGGGGAGAUGCGCCGGGUUCCUGGAAGGCCACCAUGCGUCAGUCAGGUGUUUGCAGGUGGAGGACAAUAUCGUCGCCACGGGCUCCAUGGACGCUUCAAUCCGCAUCUGGGACCUCAGCCGAGCUCAGCAUGUAGAGCCGACAAGUCGGAUCGACAAGCCUACGAAUAUUGAAGAAACAGAAGAUGGGGAACUGAACGACUCCAGCCCACCUCUAUCGUCACAUUCCUCGUCCAAUUUGGAAGACUGCGAGCUCUUCUCGCUAGAAGCACACGUCGAUGAAGUUACGGCCUUGCACUUCCGUGGAAACACACUCAUUUCCGGCUCCUCGGACAAGACGCUGCGACAGUGGGAUCUCGUCAAGGGACGCUGCGUGCAAACCUUGGAUGUUCUAUGGGCUGCAGCGCAAGCAUCAACAUCGAUACCAACUGGGCCAAGCACGACCUGGCGUCCAACCGGUCGCCAGGCCGAUGCGUCAGCCGAUUUCGUGGGUGCCGUGCAGUGCUUCGACGCCGCUUUGGCCUGUGGAACUGCAGACGGCAUCAUCCGUCUCUGGGAUCUCCGUAGCGGCCAAGUGCACCGCAGCCUAGUAGGACACACCGGCCCUAUUACGUGUCUUCAGUUUGACGAUGUCCAUUUGGUGACAGGCAGCUUGGACCGAAGUAUACGGAUAUGGGACCUCCGCACUGGAUCCAUCCAUGACGCCUAUGCAUACGACAACCCGAUUACCAGCAUGAUGUUUGACUCUCGCCGCAUCGUGUGCGCGGCCGGCGAGAGCGUGGCCAAGGUGUAUGACAAGACCGAUGGCCACCAUUGGGACUGUGGCGCCGGUGCAGGUGAAGCCAGCACGUCGUCUAUUGUUGAGCAUGUUCGUGUCAAGGAUGGCUAUCUUACCGAAGGCCGCAAGGACGGCAUUAUUGGCGUGUGGACGUGCUGA
Molecule: messenger RNA, 1956 nt
Organism: Talaromyces rugulosus
Lineage: Eukaryota; Fungi; Ascomycota; Eurotiomycetes; Eurotiales; Trichocomaceae
Exons: 5
Coding region: 1-1956 (651 amino acids)
Molecular function (GO): protein binding
Source: RefSeq, a predicted model, not a curated record